UAGGUGGUUGGUAUGUUUUGUGCGCGCUGCUCGGCCGCUCCGUUAACUCGGCGGACGACCUAUAGCGAGCGGACCACGGCUGCCUAUUUUUAGAAGUCUGCCAAAUGGGGGGAAUCCGAGGGGCUUGAAGAAAGUUGCAGAGGAGGAAAAAAAAAAAAGGUUUGGACCGCGCUGCGAUGAGCUCGCACAACGCCGCGAAGUGACGGGGGAAUAAAGUCAAGAAGUUGAACAGAAGUCCUUGCUUCAUCUCAGCCUGACUUCGAGGUGUGAAAAAAAAAAAAAAUUAAGAAAGAAAUAAACAACAACAACAAUAACAACGCAGUGGCCACCGGAGAAGUUUGCGUGCAGCGCCAUGGCUGCCCAGUGCGACACUUUAAGCGGAUACUUGCAGCAGUCGGACCAGGGCUCCAACAGCGAGCGCAGCACCGACUCUCCUCUCCCGGGAUCAGAGGAGGAUCUGAGCGGCCCCCACCCGCUGCCCGACCCGGAGUGGACCGAGGAGAGGUUUCGGGUGGACCGCAAAAAGCUGGAAGUCAUGUUAUUAGCUGCCUCUGAGGGAAGAGUCAACGGCGGUGAGGAUUUCUUUCAGAAGAUCAUGGAUGAGACCCAAACACAGAUAGCCUGGCCCUCCAAACUGAAAAUCGGAGCCAAGUCCAAAAAAGAUCCGCACAUCAAGGUGUGUGGGAAGCGGGAGAACGUGAGGGAAGCCAAAGACAGAAUCAUGUCUGUCCUCGACACAAAGAGUAACAGGGUGACUCUGAAGAUGGACGUUUCUCACACGGAGCAUUCCCACGUAAUUGGAAAAGGUGGCAACAACAUUAAGAGGGUGAUGGAGGAGACGGGAUGCCACAUCCAUUUCCCCGACUCUAAUCGGAACAACCAAGCAGAGAAGAGCAACCAGGUGUCCAUCGCAGGGCAGCCAGGAGGAGUGGAGGCAGCCCGAGUAAAAAUAAGGGAGCUGCUGCCUCUCGUGCUGUCUUUCGAGCUUCCGGCCAUCAUGCAGUCGGACCCCAGCUCCCCCGCAGUGCAGCACAUCUCGCAGACCUACAACCUCACAGUCUCCUUCAAGCCUCCAACGCGCCUCUACAGAGCCACCGGUGUUGUACGCGGCUCGCAGAAUAACGCCAGCGCAGUCAAGAGGGGCACGGCUCUGCUGUUGGAGCACCUGGCAGGAAGCCUCGCAAGCACUAUCUCAGUCACCACCCACUUGGACAUCGCGCCGCAGCACCACCUCUUCAUGAAGGGACGCAACGGCAGCAACAUCAAGCACAUCACCCAGAGGACGGGAGCCCAGAUCCACUUCCCCGACCCCAACAGCCCCCAGAAGAAGUCCACCGUCUACAUCCAGGGCACCAUAGAAUCCGUGUGCCUGGCGCGGCAGUACCUCAUGGGCUGUUUGCCGCUGGUAUUGAUGUUCGACAUUAAAGAAGACAUAGAGGUGGAGCCCCAGUGUAUCACGGCACUAAUGGAGCAGCUGGACGUCUUCAUCAGUAUCAAGCCGAAGCCAAAACAGCCCAGCAAGUCUGUGAUAGUGAAGAGCGUGGAGAGGAACGCGGUCAACAUGUACGAAGCCCGCAAGUUCCUGCUGGGUCUGGAAAGCAACGGGGUGUCGUCCUCUUCCUCCUCGUCCUCCCUGGCGCUAAAUCCCACCACGAACGGCCCGUCCCCGUCCCUCAUCUGCCCCGUCGGCCUGGACAUCCUGGCCUCAGCUGGCCUGGGGCUGAGCAAUCUGGGUUUUCUGGGUGCGACGGCGCCCCACUCCCUCCCCAACUCUGCUGCUCCGAACGCCGUGCUGAACAGUUUGAACUCCUCCAUGAGCCCCCUGCAGACCCCCAGUCCCAGCACCCCGACGCCGACGCCCUCCCUGUGGCCCAGCUCGCUCACCGGCACCCAGGGCUUCUCGUCUCAGCUGAUGCUGCACCCCGCCGCUCAGGCCACGCUGAGCAGCAUCCUGCUGUCCAGCGUGCAGGGUUACACGCAGAGCACGCCGUCUCCGCCGCCGGGCCUGGCGCCCAUCGACAAGCAGCCAAACGGCGUCCCCGACUGCACGCUGAAUGGACACGUCAAGCAUCCUGCUUCCGUCUAUGGGCGGUUAGCGUCGGCAUCGCUUGCAGAAACCGUUUUGAGUCCAGCUCCGUGCGAUUCGGUCCAGGAAGCCAGCGGACACAAUCCAUCAGAGCCGCUGUCGAGCAAGUCCAGCCCAGACGAAGGCUCUGACACGUUCGUGGAAGUGGGCAUGCCCAGAAGCCCCUCCCACUCGGCUAACGGGAGCGAGCUGAAACAGAUGCUGGCUUCGUGUAAGACGUCGUCGGGGAAGCGACAGGCCGUGGAGCUCCUGCAGGGCACCAAGAACUCCCACCUGCAUUCUGACUGCCUCCUGUCGGACGCCGAGUCCAGCUCCUCGGACAGUCCCGUGGCCGAUAAGAGGGCGCCGGGCAGCGAGCGGGCAGCUGAGAGGGCAGCUCAGCAGAACGAGAGGGAGAGGAUCAGACUGGCACCGCAGACGUCCUUUGCAAACAUGCAGGCAUUUGAUUAUGAACAGAAGAAGCUUUUAGCAACCAAAGCCAUGCUGAAGAAGCCUGUGGUGACCGAGGUGCGGACUCCCACCAACACCUGGAGCGGUCUGGGCUUCUCCAAGUCCAUGCCGGCCGAGACCAUCAAGGAGCUGCGGAGAGCCAAUCACGUUUCUUACAAGCCCAGCAUGAGCACCACAUACGAGGGUUCCCCGCUGUCCUUGUCUCGGUCCAGCAGUCGGGAAGGCGUGGGGAACGGCAGCGAUUCCGACAACUGGCGAGAGAGGAACGGCACCGGCAACGGCUUGCCAAGCCACACCGAGUUCCCCUCAGCUGUCAGCAGCCCCAAGAGGAAGCAGAAUAAAUCUGCUGCAGAGCAUUACCUCAGCAGCAGUAACUACAUGGACUCCAUCUCGUCGGUAACGGGCAGCAACGGCUGCAGCCUGAACUCCUCCCUGAAAGGCUCCGACCUGCCUGAGCUCUUCAGUAAGCUGGGCCUGGGGAAGUACACGGACGUCUUCCAGCAGCAAGAGAUCGACCUCCAGACAUUCCUGACUCUGACCGAUCAGGACCUGAAGGAACUGGGAAUCACCACCUUUGGUGCUCGCAGGAAAAUGCUGCUCGCAAUUUCAGAACUAAACAAGAACCGAAGGAAGCUUUUUGAGCCACCCAUCAGGUCCUCCUUCCUGGAAGGGGGGGCGAGCGGCCGCCUCUCCCGUCAGUUUCACGCCGACAUGGCCAGCGUGAGCGGGCGAUGGUAGACGCGUUCAGACCUGCGGACUUCCCCACCGCCGUCCACGAAGGAGAGGAGAGGCUCUCAGUGGUUGUUUACCCAUAAAGACUGUUCAGUGUUGCCAUGCCAUAUAGUAUAAAUAUAUAUUUGUAUAUGUAAAAACAAAGCCAUAGAUUUACCUGAAGUGCCAACAUCAUUUUUUUUUUUUCAAAGGGAUUUCUCAGAUAUGUAGGGUUCAGUGUUCAGUCCUAAAAUCUAUCUUGGAGCAUUUAUCUAUGAAGGGCGAUGUUACAGUUCUGAAAAAGGGUACUGUCCAGUAUUUCUGUCCACUUUUUGUUCAAGGAACAGGCAGAAUGAUUAGUACAAUCAUUUAACACAUCGGUACAACUUGUGUUUAGGCUGUUGUAUCAGUGACAUGCACUUUAAUAAUACUAGAUUUUUGCCUGUGAGAGCCUUAUUCCUUAAAUUGAAAUAAUACUUAUGGGGUUUUUUUUUUGUUUUUGUUUUUUUUAAUCACAUUAAAGCACAGAUGCAUUUUGUACCAAACCAAAUACAAGCACUUAUACGCAGUAGUGAGAUUUGGAGCGCCACCAAAUGAAGUGCAAAAUAGGUCCAGUGCACCUAAGAGAUCAAAUUUAAGACGCCAAAGGAAAGCUCCAGUGUGGCCUUUAGCCUUCUGCCUUCUGUUUUUCAGGUGGCGGACAUUCCUCCGAGGUCAGUGUUUUUGGUUUUUUUGUUUGUUUAGACGCAUUUUGUGUAUGUAUUUUAAGGCAAGACAAAAAAAAAUAAGUAUUUUGUACUCAUGAAGCAUUAUGAUUUUUAGUUUUAUUACCAUUUUAGGCGAAUGAGUGGAAUGUUUGAUUAUCAGUUUACAUGUUAUUUUUCUAUAUGUUCAUGAAUGGGUUUUGAUGAUUUUUUUUUUUUUUUUUUUUUUUUUUUUGUAAGUAGUGUCUUGUUCUUAUUUUUUUCUCUCCUUGAAUCUGUGGAGCCAUGACGUGGCUGUGCCAUCCGACAGCAGCGGAGACGCGAGGCAGUAGAGGCUCGGCCUCGUAGGCCUGUCUCUGAUUGUGUCAACAGGCAUCUUUCUGUGGUUUUCCUUUGUUUGUUUAUAGUACAUGCUCUUUUUGUCUCAUCUGUUUUUUGUCAGCGAUGGCCUCCCUGUGACCCCGUCCAUGUGCCUUAAAGCUCACAAAUACACAUCUGGUACUUGAGAUGUGAUACCAGAGCUUUGUGCCUUUUCUUUUUUUUUUUUUUUUGUCUUUGUAUUAAAUGGCUGCUCCAUUGAGAGCUAAAAAGAAAGAAGGAAAAAAAAAAAAAGACCUCAUAACAGAAAAAGGCCGUGCCUUUGUUACAAAAAGUGCCAAUGUAUAUAGCGAGUUUUUCCAGCCGGGACAUAUUUCAUUAGGAACACUAAUAUUUUGGUCUGAUCGGUCUCUCCAGAUAGGAGGCGCAUCGCACAAAGACUCGGUUUCUCCCAGCCAAGUUGGUAUCAGUGGACAUUUCUCUGAUGCACAGAUAAGAAACUAAAGUCACCAGAAGGUGACUUAAAAAAAUU
Salarias fasciatus (jewelled blenny) is the source of this 4801-nucleotide messenger RNA. It is a transcript of the gene bicc1a, whose product is annotated as BicC family RNA binding protein 1a. Gene Ontology annotation, molecular function: RNA binding; protein binding. The record is from RefSeq and is a predicted model, not a curated record. NCBI's taxonomy places the organism in Eukaryota, Metazoa, Chordata, Actinopteri, Blenniiformes, Blenniidae. Bases 353 to 3274 code for a protein of 973 amino acids. Gene Ontology annotation, cellular component: cytoplasm. The transcript has 21 exons.